GCCGGGGGCGGCUGCAACCUGAGGCCACCCGUCAGCUAAUUGCAGAUUACUCCCCGCACCUGGUUGCCGUCUGGUCUGGGGUCAUCCUCCUCUCUGCCGGGACAGGCUAGACUGGCACCCGCGCCUGCCUGCCUUCCUCCGUCCGUCUGCCCUCCUUCCCCCUUCCCUCCGUCUUUAGGUGACAACUAUGAUUCGUCGGAUUGCUAUGCAUAUUAAUGAGGCUCCAUUAUAAACAGGAGGAGCCGGAGUGGAUGUGCUCACAACCAAAGUCUAUAGUGGGAAGGAGUUAACGGCGCUGGGGAGAGUAGAGUUUUUGACAUCGGGACUGCUUGAGCAUCGUCCAACCAUGAAGGGUUUGCUGAGCGCCGCCGUCCUUCUCCUGCUCCUCGUCAUUUGCUCCAUUGAUGUGGAGGCUUAUAACUGUAAGUGUAUUCGGAAAAGACCGAAGAUCAGCUACAAAGACGUACAGAAGGUGGAAGUUAAAGCGCGAUACCCCUUCUGUAAAGAGAAAAUGAUCUACGUUACCACGUCUCGUUCCAGGCGUCAGCAAUACUGUCUGCAUCCCAAAUUGCCCAGUACCAGGAAUCUGAUCAACCAUUACAUCAAAUGGAUGACGACACACGCGACAUACGUGGAAUAGAAUAUCCACGGGCAUGUGCACAGUGGCUGAGCUCUGUGUAGUAACGGAAUCCUAUUACGAAAGACGAAUUCAAGAUCUUCGUUUCCACCACAAUGGAGUCCUAUUUUCCUUUCCUGGUAACAUGCUGCUUCAAUGGUCACCCACCGCUACAAGCCCGCGGAAUCUGGAGGCGUCGGGCAAGCAGCUUCCAGACCAGUAUACAAACUUCCGUCAUCGCGACUUUGCAAGUCCUCCAUCAAAUAAAAGGCGCGCGGAGGGAAGGGGGUUAUUUUUCAAUAAAAGUGGUGCAAUUUGAUAUUUUUGUAUUUCAUUACCUGACAUCCAGAUUUAUAAAAUAUGCACUCUCGGUUUUAAUCUAUUGUGUGCAGGAGAAAUUCUAUUUUAUCUUGAACGCUAUGAGUGGUUUACUUGUGUGAACCUGUAUAAACGCUAACAGAGGAGAAAGGAUUUGAAAAGCGCGUUGGGUUUUUUUUCCUCUGUGGAAGGGAAGCAAUGGUGUGCGUUGGAGGGAAGAGUUGAGUGUGCCCCGGGUAGGGGUAAGUCCCACCCGUGGUUGGUAGGUUAUUUGCAUCCGUCUGUAUUUUUGCUAAUUUAUAUUACUUACUCCAGUGUGCUUUAUGUAAAUACAGCAAUAUUUUAGAAGUUCCAGCGUGACUCCAAGGAAAUGCUGAGGUGUCGUUUGCUUCUGAUGUAUUUUCAAAUAAAGUUUAAGAAAUGGCGGGGAAAAAAUCGAGUGCACUUUAU
Messenger RNA from Mobula hypostoma (lesser devil ray), 1384 nucleotides. RefSeq names its product chemokine (C-X-C motif) ligand 14 (gene cxcl14). The record is from RefSeq and is a predicted model, not a curated record. Gene Ontology annotation, biological process: immune response. Gene Ontology annotation, cellular component: extracellular region. The transcript is spliced from 4 exons. The coding region runs from base 347 to 640 and encodes 97 amino acids. Gene Ontology annotation, molecular function: chemokine activity. Lineage: Eukaryota; Metazoa; Chordata; Chondrichthyes; Myliobatiformes; Myliobatidae.